Messenger RNA from Cantharellus anzutake, 354 nucleotides. RefSeq lists its product as uncharacterized. The record is from RefSeq and is a predicted model, not a curated record. NCBI's taxonomy places the organism in Eukaryota, Fungi, Basidiomycota, Agaricomycetes, Cantharellales, Hydnaceae. The transcript has 4 exons. Bases 1 to 354 code for a protein of 117 amino acids. Gene Ontology annotation, cellular component: cytosol.
AUGAUCACAGAUUUCUGUUUGAUUCCAAUUGGAACGGGGGAGGCGUCUGUUGCCGAGUACAUCGCAAAAUGUCAGGUCGUUCUGGAGCAGUCUGGGCUUCAGUAUAAGGUAGAUAGAUUUAUGAGCGUCGGGUAUGGAACGAACCUGGAAGGACCUUGGGACGAAGUCUCCGCCGCAAUCCACGCCUGUCACCAAGUCGUUCAUGCCCAAGGUGUAUCGCGUGUCGCAACGGAUAUUCGUAUCGGCACGAGAACGGACAGAAUUAUCGAGCCUGGAACGGGUAACGAUGGGAAGGUGAAAAGAGUGGAAGAUAUUCUGGAGAGGUGGAAGUUAACUCGAGGGGAAAAUGAAUGA